AUAUAGCAUGAAUAGAGAAAGUUUAAAGAUAUCACGUCAGGGAUAAAUGAAUGAGAACUAUGUAGAUUUGGAUGGAUCUGAUAUCCAAAAGCUAUCAGGUAUCCAGCGGAUCCCAAAUCCGAGAAGAAACCUCCGAAAUUUGCUGACCCUAUCAAAAUGUUAUAAAAUGAACCCAGUGUGUUUGGGCCGAUCCACUCGCGUUUGAUCCCCCGGAGUGUUCCCACCUCGUUCCAACGCCACUUGACGUCCGAACAACGUCAACUUGAUUAUUUGAAUUGGGAACCAGAACGAGGGGGAAGCUCAAGCACCAUGGUGACUCUCACCGACGAGGUUGUCGCAUCCAUAUCAGAGGUGACAGGCUUGGCCUUGGAACAGAUUGAGGCUUUGAAAAAGGCCUUUGAAGGGUUCGACAAAGAACAAUCCGGGAUCAUUAGCGGCACAGCCAUGCAAAUGAUUUUCAAAAUGAUGGGCGUCAAUGUUCAGAAGAAUCAAUUGGACGAGGCCCUAGGUGAAAUCGGGACAAGUUCUGACGAAGGCGGAAAAUUUGAUUUCCAAAACUUUUGCAUCGUCGCCUCAAAGUUCCUGAUCGAAGAGGACGAAGAACAAAUGAGGGAGGAACUGAAAGAGGCCUUCAGGAUCUACGAUAAAGAAGGCAAUGGCUACAUUACCACGGAUGUGCUCAAGGAGAUUCUGCACGAGAUUGAUCCUGAGCUCACCCAUGACGAUUUGGAUGGCAUUGUGGAGGAAGUUGACGAGGACGGAUCGGGGACUUUGGAUUUCGACGAGUUCCAAGAAAUGAUGAUGGGUUAAAUGAAAUCAUCCAGCCAAAAUGACGAUUUUUUUUCACGCAUUUUAGAAGCCAUGACCAGUGACCAUAAUUGUACCAGUGAUCGAAGAGUGACCCACUUCAACAUGUUUGUUUCUAUAUUUUAAAGGAAUAAAGCCAUUCCACAUUGA
Molecule: messenger RNA, 957 nt
Organism: Tigriopus californicus
Lineage: Eukaryota; Metazoa; Arthropoda; Copepoda; Harpacticoida; Harpacticidae
Product: troponin C, isotype gamma-like
Exons: 4
Coding region: 310-810 (166 amino acids)
Cellular component (GO): myosin II complex
Molecular function (GO): calcium ion binding
Source: RefSeq, a predicted model, not a curated record